Messenger RNA from Physella acuta, 3276 nucleotides. Its product is annotated as potassium voltage-gated channel subfamily H member 1. Gene Ontology annotation, molecular function: voltage-gated potassium channel activity. Gene Ontology annotation, cellular component: plasma membrane; voltage-gated potassium channel complex. NCBI's taxonomy places the organism in Eukaryota, Metazoa, Mollusca, Gastropoda, Physidae. Gene Ontology annotation, biological process: potassium ion transmembrane transport; regulation of membrane potential. The record is from RefSeq and is a predicted model, not a curated record.
AUGGACAACAGUUUCUUGUUGGCCAAUGCAAGAAUCGUGGACUACCCCAUCGUUUACAUGAACGAUGGCUUCUGCAAGCUGGCAGGCUACAACAGAGCGGAAGUGAUGCAGAAGUCAAGCACGUGCAGCUUCAUGUACGGGGAGCUGACCGACAAGGACACGGUCAAGCGCGUGGAGAGCUGCUUCGAGAAAAUGUUGCAGGAGCAGGUGGAGAUACUGCUGUACAAGAAGAACCGCACCCCGCUGUGGCUCCUACUGCACGUGGCGCCCAUCAAGAACGAGAAGGACCAGGUCGUGCUCUUCAUGUGCACCUUCAAGGACAUCACCGCCCUCAAACAGCCCAUCGACGACGAGGCAGGAAAAGGCCUCAGCAAGUUUGCCCGAUUAGCCCGCUCUGUAACCAGGAACAGGUCCACCCUCCUACAGUUCUCCUCACACCAGCCCAGCACCAAGUUCGACAGCUCCAGGCCCUCACACCUCGCUAAUAUGAUGAACCUCAGCACCGACGUCCUCCCCCAGUACCGACUGGAGGCGCCUAAGACCCCUCCCCACAUCAUCCUCCACUACUGCUUGUUUAAGACCAUCUGGGACUGGGUCAUCCUGGUGCUCACGUUCUACACCGCCAUCAUGGUGCCGUACAACGCUGCUUUUAAGGUAAAGACGAUGGAUCAGCUCCCCUUACUGGUCAUCGACAGCAUGGUUGAUGUCGUGUUCUUCGUGGACAUUGUCCUCAACUUCCACACCACCUUCGUCGGCCCCAGCGGCGAGGUCAUCUCCGACCCCCGGGUGAUACGCAUGAACUACCUCAAGAGCUGGUUCGUCAUUGACCUACUGUCCUGUCUACCUUACGACGUCUUCAAUGCAUUCCAAUACGUGGAUAAUGGCAUCAGCACGUUAUUCAGCGCCCUCAAGGUGGUGCGGCUCCUACGCCUGGGCCGGGUGGUCAGAAAACUGGACCACUACCUGGAGUACGGCGCCGCCAUGUUGGUCCUUCUCAUCCUGGUCUUCAUCCUCUUCGCCCAUUGGUUCGCCUGUAUCUGGUACAACAUUGGUUGGGCCGACCUUGUCAGUGAUGUAGGGUACGGCUGGCUGCCCGACUUGGCCAAAGUCACCAAGGAGGCCUUCCGUCCCGCCAACAGCACCAACAACGACGACAUCCUGGGCGGGCCCAGCAAGGAGAUGAGGUACCUGACUGCCCUGUACUUCACGCUGUCCUGUAUGACGGGGGUCGGGUUCGGGAACGUGGCGGCCAAUACACAGGCGGAGAAGUUGUUUUGUGUCUUCAUGAUGAUCACAGGAGCUCUGUUGUACGCCACCAUCUUCAGCAACGUGACCACCAUCUUCCAGCAGUUCUACGCCAGCUUUGCCAGGUACCACGAUAUGCUGAACAGUGUCCGUGAGUUCAUGAAGCUGCACGACGUCCCCAAGUCGCUGAGUGAGAGGGUCAUGGACUACAUCGUCUCUACUUGGGCUAUCACUAAAGGCAUUGAUGCCGCCAAGGUGCUAAACUACUGCCCAAAAGACAUGAAAGCUGACCUCUGUGUACACCUGAACAGGAAAGUGUUUCUAGAACACCCCGCCUUCCGUCUGGCCAGUGACGGCUGCCUGAGGGCCCUAGCCAUGCACUUCAACAUGACCCACAGCGCCCCUGGGGAUUUGAUAUUCCACCAGGGGGAGAGUCUUGACGCCCUCUGCUUCGUCGUGUCCGGGUCACUGGAGGUCAUUCAAGACGAGGAGGUCGUGGCUAUUUUGAGCAAGGGCGAUGUUUUCGGUGAUAAUUUUUGGAAAGAGCCGGCUAUUGGUCAAUCUACGGCCAAUGUCCGAGCGCUGACCUACUGUGAUCUCCACGCCAUCAAGAGGGAUCGUCUGCUGGAAGUCUUAGAUUUUUACCACGCCUUCGCCAACUCGUUUGCCAGGAAUUUGACGCUCACCUACAACCUGAGGCACAGGUUGAUAUUCCGCAAAGUCGCAGACGUGAAGAAAGAGAGAGAACUCGCCGAGAAGCGCAAGAACGACCCGCCCCUGGAUCUCGCCAACGACCACCCCGUGCGGAAACUCAUCUCACGCUUCCGGAAGAUCAGUGACUCCAAACACGACGUUAAACAAAACUCGCACGACGUUGAGCGAGGCGGCGGGAGCGCGGGGUCCACGGCCCCCGAAGAGGAGACCCCACAGCAGGACCGGCCACACAGCGGGACCCGCAUCAUUACGGUGUCCGAAAACCCGGAUCAGUCUGCGAAUAAACCCGCGCCCCGGCUAGGCGGCGGGACGUCCCGGUGGGGUAAAUUUUUAUCCGGAGCGACAAGCGGAAGUAGUUCGUCGGACUCCGAGUCGAAAGGAAUUGUGGGUGAAAAGGCGAUUCCUUUGAACGAUUUGUCGCCUAAGGUAGAAGCUAAACCUGUUGAGGCUACGAAAGCGCAAACUAAACCUGUGGGGAAAUGGGGUCGUUUUUUAAGCAAACAGCAAGAACCUAUAGAGGAGUCGCCUGAAGAUGAGCUAAGGACAAACAUGAAGAAAACUGACUCCGCUGAUAGCGGGAUUCUUCGCAGUAGCAAUAAACUAGACCAAAUCGUCGAGGACCCGGCGAGAGCGGAAGUUGCGCACCAAACGCUGCACACCACCCUCAACAUCAACACCGUCAAUAACCUCACGCGGGAAACCUCCAGCAUCAGACUGACUGCUGCGGAGCAGCACAUGCUGACGUCACUAUACGACAUCCGUUUAGAAAUCAAAGAAGAAAUCGAAGGUCUCCGGCAGAAAUUGAACCGCAUUGAUGAACACAUCUCGGAGGUGUUGAGGUUCUUCUCCCCCGCCACCACCCCGUCGUCGUCAGUAUCUACCUACGCCAGUUCAAAGUUCAACUCCCCAACCAACGUCACCAGUUCCAACAGCGGGGAUCAGUCCCCGAAGAACUCGGUCUCCUCCUUCCCCCGCAACGAGGAUCCCGAAGAUCCCAUCGUCACUGCUAGAGACAUCACCCCCAUGAACAUCAGCACCGAAGCCGCCCCUGACGAGCCUCAGCCGGCUCGCCAGUCUAGACCUUCCCCGCCCAAAGGCCUCGGGGUUUCCCAAAAAGACACCAAACGAAAAGGCACCGGAAAGAAAUCUUCGAGAAGAUCCUCUAAAUCCUCGAACAGCAGCAACGAAAGCCGGAAACAGUCGACCGGAACGCCGGAACCGGUGCCAGGAAGGGUCCACGGGUCAGUGCAGGUCGACGUUCCAGAGGACGGGGAGGAGGUCACCUCUCUAGAAGACGGUGACCUUGACAUUUUAUGA